UGUAUCUGUGUGUGUGUCUUGCAGAGAUUUUCCCUACCUCAGGGAAUGUUUUUCAGGAAUGGGUCCAGCCUCUGCUCUGUUGCCUGCAGAUACAUUUUUCGUGACGCUGAAUAGCUGAGAGGUGAUGUGGCGGGUCGGGGGGUAAACGGCCUAUUUAAAGCAGCAGGAUCAGAAAUGAAAGCCAUCACAUCCAGACCGCCUGCCGCAGCAGAUGUCCAGGAUGAGCUGCUUUGGAUGCAAGAACCGGGAGCUGAGGGUCCUGGUGAUGGGGACAGGCGGCGAGGUCACUGACAGCCUCGUCAAAGAGAUCAAGGAUUACCCUGACCAAACCCCACAGGAGUCCUCUGAUCGUCCAGCUGACUGCUGGGUCAACAUCUGCUGUCCAUCCGAAGACGACCCCGUCUCUGCGACCAUCGACGGAUUAGACAUGGUUCUCUUUGACAUCCGCACUCGUUGUGACACAGACGAUGUUAGCAAGAUGACUGAAAGGAGCCAGAAGUACAUCUCGACGUCGGCCCGCCACGUCUUCCUGCUGGUGAUGACCCAAAAGCCUUCAGAGGACGGAGAUGAAGACGAGAAGGAGAAAGAGAUGGUGAAGGAGAUUAAAGAGACUUUUGGUGAUGCCGCAUUGAAGAACAUGGUUGUUGUGUUCAGGAACGUUACGACUGAUGUUAAAAUGCUCGAAGAAAGUCUCCGAAAGGACGCUGCAGAACUCUGGAGGCUUAUAAACGAGUGCCGCAUGGUGACGUACGAGACACCUGAAAAUGUCCCAAAAAACAUCAAGAAACGCGUCGAGAAAAUCACAGAACAGGGAAAAGGAAAAUGCUACACCCACCAGAUGCUGGAGGCUCACAGCAAGAAAGGAGGAUGCAAGUGGGAAAACUUUUCCCUGCCAAGGAAAGUCUGUGUGCUGAUCCUGUGCUGUGUGGCGAUGGCAGUCGGAUACUUCCUGUUCUGCUGUGGGAAAGAGCUGAUAGGAACGGCUGCGUCUGCUGCCUCUAAAGGCCUCAUGAACCUUUCAGAGUAACGUCACGGAGCGUCAUCUGACCUGAAACCACAAACCGGUUCUGAUCCGAUGAGCGCCACGCUCAGCCAGGCUGUCGCUCCUCAUUCAUCACAUUAAUCAGAUUCUGUUUGCUCCAACAUUUAAGUUUAAGGAUCAGAUGACAAGAUUUAAUUCAUCCACAACAUUUAAUCACUUAGUAAACAGUUCAGCUGAAAUGUUCCUGUUUCUUUAUUUCUGUAACUGGUGAAAAGUUUCUGCUUCUGAACGUUAACGAGUUUUUAACGAGGCUCAGAUCCUGCAUGUCAGGUUUUACUCAUUUAUCUGAAUGUUUCUGUUCUGGUUCUCGUCUCAAAGGGAAACACGUCGAGUUUCCUGCAUAAAACGGUUUGAAAUGUUUGUAUAGGUGGGAGAUUUUGGACUUUGCUCGGUACUGUAAAGUUUGUUCUGGUGGUUUCUGGACCCGGUUCUGUUCUGUAAAUCAUCUGUUUGAACCAAAUUAAAAACUUUGCAGCA
Poecilia reticulata (guppy) is the source of this 1519-nucleotide messenger RNA. RefSeq lists its product as uncharacterized. NCBI's taxonomy places the organism in Eukaryota, Metazoa, Chordata, Actinopteri, Cyprinodontiformes, Poeciliidae. The record is from RefSeq and is a predicted model, not a curated record. Gene Ontology annotation, molecular function: GTP binding.